Messenger RNA from Pogona vitticeps (central bearded dragon), 600 nucleotides. The record is from RefSeq and is a predicted model, not a curated record. Lineage: Eukaryota; Metazoa; Chordata; Lepidosauria; Squamata; Agamidae.
AUGGCGCAAGACCAAGUUGGACAAUUCUUAUGCCUUCUUCUUUUUAUUUCCAUGUUUAAAUCUUCAGGUGAGCUGAGAAGUAAGUCUUUGUGUAGCCUUUGCACCCUGGGGUUGUCUUAAUUCUUGGUCCUUUCUGUUUGUCCUGAGGUUAAUGCUGACGCCUGUGCCCGGGAGUGGCUUCAGUACCAAGGGAACUGCUAUGGUUAUUUUGAAAGUAAGCUGACCUGGCACGAAGCUGAGAUUGAGUGCCAAAGCUACCAUCGUGGGGCCCACCUCGCCUCUGUCCUCACUGUUGCCGAGACACUUGUUGUGGCUGAUCACAUCUCUGCUUAUCAGGCUGAACGCAGCAGCGUGUGGAUUGGACUGCAUGACAUCCGACAUAAUGGAAAGUGGAGAUGGUCGGAUGAGUCUGUCUACAACUAUAAAGCAUGGGCGCUGGGGUCACACAACAACCAAGAGGAGAAUGGAUUUUGCGUUGAGUUGCUGAAUUCAUAUGACCAAGAUUGUGACAUACAUGAACGGGGAGGAACCAUCUGUAUCAAGAGGACCAGUAGUGGAGGCCACAGCACUGCCGAACCCAUCUUCAGCCAUCAAUGCUGA